Molecule: messenger RNA, 981 nt
Organism: Necator americanus (New World hookworm)
Lineage: Eukaryota; Metazoa; Nematoda; Chromadorea; Rhabditida; Ancylostomatidae
Exons: 4
Coding region: 1-981 (326 amino acids)
Biological process (GO): double-strand break repair via nonhomologous end joining; DNA integration; DNA double-strand break processing
Cellular component (GO): condensed chromosome; nucleus; site of double-strand break
Molecular function (GO): single-stranded DNA binding; DNA topoisomerase binding; double-stranded DNA binding
Source: RefSeq, a predicted model, not a curated record
AUGGUGAAGAACACCUGUGUCUAUUCGCUAUUUGCUGUAGCCAUCACUAUACUAGCACUUAUUCCACAAUCUUCUGCAGAGUCUCGCCUUCGAAUGUGUCCACCAGGUGGCAGCAGUUUCACAAUGGCUUGGUCUAUGGCGUGCACAAUGCGAAGAAAGCGGGAUGUUCAACAAAAACAGCUAUCUCCAAAGCGUGCUCUAAUUGCUCCAUCAAUUCGUCAACUUCAAACGAUUUGCUGUGAUGUUGGAUGCAGUGUGAAUGAUCUGUUGUCAUACUGUGGACCGUUAUCAGGAUGCCAGAAACUCGAAGAUGAGCCUCGCUCUGAUCGACCGACUGCAAUAUCGUUCGACGAACUGAAGAAUCUGACGGAGCAGCAUCCAUAUGAAGGUGUGCGGUAUUUUGCUGCCAGUUUUGGCUGUUCGCUGUCCACCGUGAGCAAUGGAUUGCGAUCUCUCGGAAUGGUGAAAAAGCUCGGUCAGUGGCUCUCAUAUGCAUUGAGCGACGGCAACCGCCAAAGACGCCUGGACAUCUGCACUCAGCUGCUCUCCAGAAUCCGCAGAUUCGACUGGCUGGACACCAUUGUCACUGGAGAUGGAAAAUGGGUCCUCUACGUCAACAACAUCCACAAACGUGCGUGCUGCGCUGGCGAUGAAAUGCCGGAUCCUUUCGUGAAAAGUGAAAUCCAUGAAAAAGGUCAUGCUGAGCGUCUGGUGGGGAGUUCAUGGAAUCUACUGUUUCGAACUGCCGCCGGACAACACGACAGUUACUGCCGAGGUUUACUGCGCUCAACUGCAAAGACUGGCCGACAAGAUUUGCAAUCCGAUCCGAGCACCCGAAGCUCGACAACGUUCGCCUGCUGCACGAUAACGCGCGCCCUCACAUCGCGAAGACUUCCCAGAGAAUUCUGGAGCUCGGAUGAGAAGUUCUACCGCACCCACCGUACAGUCCAGACCUGUCUCUUCUCUUCUUCUCGAGAAUGA